UUUCCGCGGAAUGAUAAUGCGCACUAAGCACGAGACUUUGCUUCGCGACCUACGUCACAGCUCGUGCGCCAGAUCUAUAGCACGCCCUCUGUAUUGCCCAAUGCCGGACUUGUCCAGAAAUUAGUCAUAUAUCUAUAAUAACUACAACGUCUGAUCACCGGGAAACUGAAACGGAAAUUUCGUGCGAUUGUUGCAAACACAACUACAAACUAGAUCGUGGGUAGUAGCAGACGUUCACUUACAAGCUGAGAAUUACAAGUGGAACACUUCAACGUUUUGUGACAAACGUUUUACUCUUUUUUUGGAAUUCAAGUUGAAAUCUCAUCAUGGAGUGUUCCAAAAUCCUUUUAAUCAUCAUCAAUAUCAUUUUUAUGAUAUUUGGUAUUGCCUGCCUUGCGGGAGGAAUUGUUCUGAAAUUGGGCUUUGACGUCAUCAAAGAAGCGUUGGUUGCGAAGGGUUCAGACAUUGACUUCAAUCUGAAAUAUGCCGGAGAAACUCUAGGAAUAGGAAUGAUCGCUUUCGGCGUUUUCAUCUUGCUUGUCUCCUUCCUGGGAUGCGCAGGCGCAUGUUGUCGUGUCCGCUGCCUGCUUGUCGUCUACGCCAUCAUCGUCAUGGUCAUCUUGGUUGCGCAGAUUGCCGUUGUCGUCCUAGCUGUUAUCAAGGGAAGCGAGGCAUCAGACAUUUUGGACAAAGGACUAAAAAAAGCGUUGGAUGGCUACCACGAGGACCCCAAGAAAAAAGAUCCCAAAGACAAAUCUUUCGAUGCUCUUUUCUCUACGUUCAGUUGUUGUGGAGUUGACAAUUAUACUGACUUCAAAAGUCUCAACACCUCAUGGGACAAUAGAAAUCCUCAGAAGAAAAUCCCAGUCACCUGCUGCAAGGGAGUGAACUACGAGGACAUUACCAACAAAACUUUCGUAGACCACGCGCAAUGUCUGACAACCCCAACAAAAGGCAACGCCUACAUUGAGGGUUGCUACAGUAGUCUGGUUGAUGAAAUCAAGAAGUACAAGGGGAUCGCCAUAGGAGUUGGAAUUGUGAUCUUUCUGGUUGAGAUUGUCGUAAUCGGCAUGGCGUUCUUCCUGUGUAGUCGCCAUGACGACUAGCACGAGCCGUCACUAAGACACCUCUGCACGUGCACUCUAACAAUUAACCUGGCACGCGCACGAAUACAAAGUAACAUUUCAUAUCGGCGGGAAAUUUUGAUUAACGACAUCUUGAUAUGAAGCGGGGGGAAAUGAAGGCUUGGAAGAUUUUUGAUGGCUAGUGUCUUACAAAUUAAAUUGUUUACUGUUGUUUUUCGUGGGGGGGGGGGGGGAACAGCCAUCUUGUCUGUUGGUUGGACUUAAUGAAUCAAGUGAUUAAAUAUGUCGAUUUUGUGUAAAGUAUUUUUACUUAAAUUAUUUACUGUUAUUUUUAUUCUCUGGAAAAAAAACCCCAUCAGCCAUCUUAUUUAUUAAGUUGACUAACACAAUCACAUGAUUAAAUGUCUUCUGUGUAUAAAGUAUUUUUUACAUAAAAUUAAAUUAUUUACUGUUUAUUAUUUCUCGGGGGUGGAGGGGGUGAAUCAGCAAUCUUGUUUGUUACGUAGACUCACUGAAUCACGUGAUUAAAUAUGUCGCUUUGGUAUAAAGUAUUUUUGUUGGCAUCGAACAUUUGUGAUACUAAAUGCUAAGAAAUUGUAUCAAGAAAUUAUCAGGACAAUGUAAUAGUAAAUAAGUACAAUGUAAAUCUUAAAAA
Molecule: messenger RNA, 1740 nt
Organism: Gigantopelta aegis
Lineage: Eukaryota; Metazoa; Mollusca; Gastropoda; Neomphalida; Peltospiridae
Product: CD63 antigen-like
Exons: 7
Coding region: 327-1106 (259 amino acids)
Cellular component (GO): membrane
Source: RefSeq, a predicted model, not a curated record